AUGUUUUGCCAGAGCGGACGCUUCCCUCAUGAGUGUCGACCAAAGGCGCAGGUGGACAGCGACCUUGAUCUUCUCGACCCGACUUCAGUACUUAAGAGUCUCACAACAACAUGCACGACUAUUGAACGAGAGGGAAAUCAAUAUGUACCGCUUGCAUCGGAUUCCGGAUUCCAUGUCAUCAAUAUCAACCGUUUCGAAUCCACUCUCUACACAACCAAAGUGCACCGAAGGCUACAGCAGGAGGAUGAGGAACCCCUUCUGUGGAUUGACUCAAUAUGCAUUCAUCAAUCUUCUAGUUCCGGCAAGAUGGAGACAGACAUUCUUUUCCUCUAUUGCAAUCUCACCAGCCAGUACUAUAGCCGAUCUCACGAAGAUAUAAACCUCUCUUACUUCGUUAGUCGAUUAUUUUGCCGAUCCUGGUUUCAUCGCACCCAGACGGACAACGGUACCUUAAACGAGAUCGGAGGCAAAGGUCAACCUAUUCCAUUCUCAUGGCCAACCUCCCUUCCAGCUAAUUCGGGUAAGCCGAACCUGCCACUAUUCUUGAGCCUCUGUGAUUCGCUUCUUCAUCCGUGCUUAUCUAAAUUCAAGAUUUUGCUUGGCAGGGACUGCUACGCAGAACCUAGGAAUUUGAUUCGCUCUGCAAGAGACACGUCAGUGAGGAGGAAAGACUGCCCGAAGAUUCUGGAUAAGACUUACGGUGCCGCUGAGAACUUAUUACUACGGCUGAUAAAAACACUACCCUUUUGGUUUGGACUAGUGAAGGGCAUCAAGAGAAUACAAGUUAGAAUUCAGUGUCAGAGAUCCUCUGAUGAGACCGUACCUUCAAUCCCCCAGAUUGUUGGGCCGAUAGGAACGCGUAUACUUCCAAUCUUAUGCAAAAGUUUUCUUUCGGACCCUGCAAAUGCGGCAUGCUCGUUACCGGCAAACAAUGGAGGCGACUAUCCGGAAAGAAGUUUCUUACGUAUGAUCAGUGAGCACGAGAAGGCCAAUGCCAUAGAUAGUGCUUUCUCCAUUCCCGAGAGCGUCAAAGCAAAGCCAAAGUUCUUAGAUAAAUUUGAUACGUUUCGGAGAGACAUAGAUUAUCCAGAAAUACACUUCGCUCUCACUUGUGAGUUGAGAGAGGGCCACCUUCGGGAUUACGGGGCGGAUUAUUUCGGGAAUUCAGCAAAGCACGUUUUCGCGACACCGAUAGAUGGGCCUUGGUGCGCGUUUUGUCGAGGCUGGAGAUGUCGUAAUUCUGAUGAUUAUUACCGCUUGCUCGGUCUGGAUGUAUUCAUGGUUGUAUGUGGGACGAAAUAUGGCUGGAUGAGGUUGAAGUCUUGGGGACUAUAUCACGCUGAUCUGAGAGUAUCGAGUUUCAUGCCUAGGAGUCUUCACUGGCACCAGCAUGGCACAGCCCCAAAUCCAAACCGCACGCCUCGAACAUGGAAAAUGACAAACGGCCCCACAUUGCCACCAUCCGUCUACACUGAUCAGCGUUCAACCACAUCCCGCAUCUCCCGCCUCAUCAUCAACACAUCCUUGCCCAACGCCACAGAUUUCUCUCUCCGCCUCACCCCAACUGAACCAGCACUAGGGCGCAUCAUGGACCACACUUCGCACAAUACAAGCUCGCAUGUAGAUACUUCGCACGUUGACACCGCGAUUCACUACGACACGAUAUGGCAGCCCCAUGAUACCGCGUCACACCACCAUCACCCCCAGAAUGUCCACAAUAAUGAUCAUGCCCUUCAUGGCCAUCAUGGCCAUCAUGGCCACCACAGCCGACGCGACACCGACCCCCCUCCUCCUUACUAUCCGUCGCCGAAUACCGAUCCAGCACACAAUCCUCUUGUCCACAACUCUAGCCUCACGGUCUACUACAAUACGUUUCCUACCCCACGAUCAAGGCAUAUAAGGAGAGCAGAGUCUUGGACACCACAACUGUGCUUCGGGAUUGGGGUCUGGAUACUCGGGGGGGUGUUCUUCAUCUGGUUUGUGUGGCUUCAAAUCCAAGAUCUAAAUCGGUCGAACGAUGGCUACCCGCCUGGGAACCGCGGCAACUGGCCAUAA
Molecule: messenger RNA, 2055 nt
Organism: Lindgomyces ingoldianus
Lineage: Eukaryota; Fungi; Ascomycota; Dothideomycetes; Pleosporales; Lindgomycetaceae
Exons: 17
Coding region: 1-2055 (684 amino acids)
Source: RefSeq, a predicted model, not a curated record